AUGAGACGUGUGCGGCUGCUGGUGGGGCGCCAGGGUGCAGGCCGGGCUGAGGAGCUGCCAUGGACCCAGCCCUGGGCGCAUGCCGAGUUCUCGGCGCAAGCCAUCAGCGGGGCCACGGGGCCAGCACGCUGUGGGGAAGGCCCCUGUUCCAGGAGACGCGCUCGGGCCGCAGGCCCUGCUCUGACGGACAGCUGGCGCAGAGGGGCGGGCACCGCGCAGGGCCUGCGCCUGCAGCAGAGUGCACCGGGGCCCCCCUGGGCCAGGCGGGCCGCGGCCCUGCUCAGAUACCUGAUCAAAUCAGCGUGUGCAGCUGUCCAAAUCCCGGUCCUGAAACCCGAUGACCAGGGCUUCGUGAGGAAGUACACGGGCUUUUCCUCGUCUGCUCCUGCCGCUCUGACGACACCGCAGGCAGCUGGUCUGCUCACCGCAGGUGGGGCUCUUGGUCUGGAGGGAGGAAGUCUGAAGCCAUGGGCAGAACGGCCAGAGGCCGCCUUCCAGACGCCUCCCGACACCAGCGUCUUGGGCGUUAGGACUUCAGUGUGGAUUUCAGGGGCUACAAUCAUUCAGACUCCAGCAGCUGUGACGCAGGCCGGACUCAUCUACCCCAACAGCGAGGACCCGGGUGAGGUGUGCAUCCUGCUCGUGGUCGCGAAGGGCAGGGGCCCCGCGGUGGGGCGUGAGCGCCAGCAGCCCGGCUGUGUGGUGAGGACGUGCAGCCUGGAGUGCCACCCACUGCAGCCCAGGACCUGUCGUGCGGCUGAGGGGCACAUGUACACGGCUGGCCCAGCAAUCCACUGCUACGACUUCCACCCAGAUGGGGCCUGUUCCCACCAAAAGACCCUCACAGCCUCACCACUCCCCAUAAAGCCUGGGAGCAGCCCCAUGCCCUUCAACAACCAUCAGACAACGGGCCGGCCUAGCCGCACAGAGCGGGGUGACACACACACCCUGGGAACGCACAGCGCCAGGCCUCACAGCGCCUCUGGCAGAUGCCGGUAUCUAGAAUUCCGCGAAGUCCAAAAGCAGGCACAGGCAGCCUCCUGGGAGCGCCGGCGGCCUUGGGGCGGCCAGAGAGGGGCCCGGGGCCAAGCUCCGAUUCUCUGUCUGGGCCCUGGGUGUCCUUGCUUUGCGAAUCCCUGAGCCUGAACCUGUAAGGUUUUGGUCUGUACUUAAGUGCAGUAAAAGUUUCCCUUUGGAACAGUUGAGAGGCACUGACGGCCGGAAUGC
This is a messenger RNA of Manis javanica (Malayan pangolin), 1227 nucleotides long. Lineage: Eukaryota; Metazoa; Chordata; Mammalia; Pholidota; Manidae. The record is from RefSeq and is a predicted model, not a curated record.